Messenger RNA from Actinia tenebrosa (Australian red waratah sea anemone), 733 nucleotides. RefSeq names its product TIM double twin CX3C motif protein. Lineage: Eukaryota; Metazoa; Cnidaria; Anthozoa; Actiniaria; Actiniidae. The record is from RefSeq and is a predicted model, not a curated record. Gene Ontology annotation, cellular component: cytoplasm.
AUGGCGGCUGCAGCAGAAGCACGUGUGAAGCAAGAGUUAGAAAGAUCUUUAGAAGUGAUCGAACGAGAACAACUAAGACCAAUACAGGGCAAGUCUCAUAUAUGUGCUUCUAAAUGUUGUGAAAAUAAAGUUGCCAGUAAAGAGAGUGCACAGCAAUGUAUGACUAGAUGCUUCCAGCCACUACAAGAAAUGCACAAAUAUAUCGAGCAAGAACUUGGAAGAUUUCAGGGUAGGAUAAGUAGAUGUGCCCAAGAAUGUCAAGAUAAAGUCCAAGAUAAACUAGAUACCAAUACAACCCAGUCACAGGUAGCAGAGUACCAAGGACAAGUAGAUCAAUGUAUAGAAAGCUGUUGUUCCUCACAUAUAAUCAUAGCACAGCAAAUGUUUGAGAAAAUGAAGAAAGUAAUUUCAGAAUCARCUCAGGCAGUGAAUAAAUAAUAACUUCAUAACAUUUACACUUUUCACAUGUUUUUACAGUAAAUUUAUUCGUUGGGGGGAAGGGGAUCAUACUGUAUCUUUUAGCCCUUUAAUGUAAAUGUUGCUGGACAACAAGUGAUUGUAAAGAUAAAGGGUGCCUUAUUUCUCUAGGAUAGAAUAUAUAAGAGCCCUAGCACCUCUCUAUAUUUCUUCUUUUCACUUCCUGUUCCAAGGUAUGCAAGGUGUGUUACUCAAAUGGGGGGGGAGGGUUCUAAGAUUUGUUUUGAUAGGUAAAUAAAGACAAUUUUCAAAUGAA